Theobroma cacao (cacao) is the source of this 2112-nucleotide messenger RNA. Its product is annotated as helicase with zinc finger protein. Lineage: Eukaryota; Viridiplantae; Streptophyta; Magnoliopsida; Malvales; Malvaceae. The record is from RefSeq and is a predicted model, not a curated record.
AAAAACGACAUUCUGUAAAGAUUUUUUUUUUCCCCAAAAUUUCUCCUCUGGCUUCUCUGCGGUCUCUCCUCUUUCCACUUUUAGCAUUCAGCAACAAGAAGAAGAAAAUAAUUAUAUUAAUAAUGUCAUAAUAAACCCUAAAAAGCUCCGCUCAAAUCUUCCAUAUACUUCACUGCUGCUCUGGCCUCCAUUUUUUUUGCUUCGAAAUUCAAUUUUUUUCCUAUUUUGUCCCCUUUAUUUCGCUGUAAAUAUCUCUCAAAGCCAUCCUCAAAAUAUCUCCCAAGUCCUUAGCGCUCUGCAUUUCAGCUUCAAUCCAGAAUCUUCAUCGAAUAAUCCUUCAUUACAGCCACAGUAACUCUUCCGAACUUAAUUAACACUGUUUCGUAUAGAAAUUUAUUUUUCCUAAAGUUGAUUUAAAUCUUAAGCUUGGAUCUCUAAAUUCGUCGACACAAAAAGUUUAAAUUUCUUUGUUUUCGCGUGCUUUCAAGAGUCGGCAGCUUUGGUUGUAAGUUUUUAGCCAAAAGGGGAAAAGAAGGGAAGUAGGCUUUGAAAAAGUAGUAUGGACUUUACAAAUGAUUGCGAGAAAGGUUGCAUGCCACUGAUCCAGUUGCCAACAUUUUGAUGUUGGUGAAUUAUGUGGCCUUAGCUGGGGAGUGUCUGAGCUGAGCAAAGAGAUGCAAGCAGUUGGCUUUCAGUUGGAAUGAAGAACUUACAGAGCACACAAGAUAUAAAACCCUCAACUCAAGCUUCACACGAACCAAAAACGGAACAGCAGAACAAUCAAACAACAGAUGCCCCCUUAGCAGACUCUGGCUCUGUGUCUGCUUCAAGCAAUGAUGGCCGAAAAGUUUCACGCCAAGAUAUUGAACUUGUCCAGAAUUUAAUUGAACGAUGUUUACAACUAUACAUGAAUAGAGAUGAGGUUGUCAAAACUCUCCUGACUCGAGCAAGGAUAGACCCUGGAUUCACAACUUUAGUAUGGCAGAAGCUAGAAGAGGAGAAUGCUGAUUUUUUCCGGGCCUAUUACAUAAGGCUGAAGUUAAAGAAGCAAAUCCUUUUAUUUAACCAUUUUCUUGAGCAUCAAUAUCAUCUGAUGAAAUACCCUGUGCCUCCAAAAGUUCCUUUGGCUCCAAUACAAAAUGGGAUCCAUCCCAUGCCCGUUAACAACUUACCAAUGGGAUACCCUGUGCUGCAACAGCCUCCAAUUCCAGCUACGGGGCAACCUCAUCUUGACUCCAUGGGCAUAUCUAGCUGUCAUGUGGUCAAUGGAGUCCCUGCACCCAGCAAUUUUCAACCUAUGUGCAUGAAUUCAGGGAACGACAUGGUGAUGGAAAACAAUGCCACUAAUGUAACACCUGCAGUUCCUCCAACCACUACCAUGUCAUCUAUGUCAGAGAUGCCUGUGAGUCCUACAUCAGUGGCGUCCAGUGGGAAUUUCCCCUUCACUGCGUCAGACAUGUCAGGGAUGGGAGUAGACACUUCAGUACUGGAUUCAGCCUUCACAACUGAUGUUGCAAGUUCAGUAGGAUUGCAGCUGGGACCUGAUAAUGGAGCUGGGAAUUCUAGAGAUUCCCUUAGAUCACUUGAUCAGAUUCAGUGGAAUUUUAGCCUCACAGAUCUGACAGCAGACUUGUCAAACUUGGGAGAUUUAGGAGCCCUUGGGAACUAUUCUGGUUCUCCUUUUCUUCCUUCUGAUUCAGAAAUUUUGCUUGAUUCUCCGGAGCAAGAGGAUAUAGUGGAGGAAUUUUUUGUUGAUUCUGUCCCUGGGCAGCCAUGCUCUCAGUCCGAUGAGGAGAAAUCGUAGAUCAAGGUGAGUAUUGUACCUUACCUUCUUAAAAUUGUUAGGAUAGGAUAGAGUAAGAUCAAUAAGAACAGCAUUUGACAUCUAUUCAGUAGGCAUUUUGAAUUGUUAACAAAUUUGAACAUUUUAGCAGUGUAAUUUUGGUUUUAGCUUGAUCAAUCAAUAGCAGUAAGCAAACAGGAAAGCAGCCAAGUUCUCCUUAGUUGUAAGUUUUCAGAUUGUUGAUAUGAGACCUUAUUUUUAUUUGGAGAACCUGAGGACCAUUUGUUCGUAAUCUUUUGUUUUCUAACGACGAGGGAAUCAUUGCAAUC